Molecule: messenger RNA, 1290 nt
Organism: Vitis vinifera (wine grape)
Lineage: Eukaryota; Viridiplantae; Streptophyta; Magnoliopsida; Vitales; Vitaceae
Exons: 5
Coding region: 1-1290 (429 amino acids)
Molecular function (GO): nucleic acid binding
Source: RefSeq, a predicted model, not a curated record
AUGCCUGCACCAAAGACUGAGAAAGAGAUUAGAGGUUUUCUGGGCAGAUUACAGUACAUUAGUCGGUUCAUAGCCAGAUUGACAGACAUAUGUGAGCCUAUCUUUCGUCUUUUGAGGAAGAACCAGCCAACAAUUUGGAAUGAUGACUGUCAGUUUGCAUUUGAGAAGAUCAAGGAGUAUUUGCUUUCUCCUCCUAUUUUAGUGCCUCCUACGCCAGGACGUCCACUUCUUUUAUAUUUGUCAGUUUCAGACAUGGCCUUGGGAUGUAUGUUAGCUCAGAUUGAUGACUUAGGAAAGGAGCGAGCUAUUUACUACCUAAGUAAGAGGAUGUUGGAGUAUGAGAUGAAAUAUGUUAUGAUUGAGCACCUAUGCUUAGCACUAGUUUGGGCUACCAGGAGAUUGAGGCAUUACAUGACAGAGUACUCAGUACAUUUGAUAUCCCGCCUGGACCCGUUGAGAUACUUGUUUGAUAGACCUGCAUUGACUGGUAGAUUGAUGAGAUGGCUUGUGCUUUUGACAGAGUUCGAUAUUCAGUAUGUUUCUCAGAAGUCUAUUAAGGGAAGUAUUGUUGCCGAUCACUUAGCCUCACUACCGACAUCUGAGGACAGACCAGUUGAUGAUGAUUUUCCAGAUGAGGAGUUUGUUGCUAUGACCAGCUUAUCGGGAUGGUGCAUGUACUUCGAUGGUGCAGCCAAUCAGUCAGGGUAUGGGAUUGGUGUUCUAUUGGUAUCCCCUCAGGGCGAUCACAUUCCGAGGCAGAUUCAGGAGGAUUGGAAGACUAGGGACGUGAAGCUUAGGCCAUAUCAUGCUUAUUUAGAGUUGUUGGUUGCGAGAUUUGCCGACUUGAGAUAUGUUCAUCUGCCUAGAGCGCAGAACCGAUUUGCUGACGCCUUAGCUACUUUAGCUUCCUCCGUGGACAUUCCGAUUGAUGUAGUCAUACGUCCAUUACUGAUUGAGUCCAGAUCUGGCACAUACCCUGAGGUAGCCACUACCAAGGAUCGGAGAGCACUGAGGCAUUUGGCUACUAGAUUUGUGAUUUGCGGAGAUACCUUAUACAGGCGAUCAGCUGAUGAUUAUUUCACCAAGUGGGUGGAGGCUGCAUCAUAUGCGAGGUUGACAUCUGCUAGGGUUGCUAGUUUUAUCAGAUCACACAUCAUUUGCCGCUAUGGGGUUCCUCAUGAGCUGAUUUCAGACAGAGGGGUGCACUUCCGAGCUGAGGUAGACACUUUGUUGCAGGAAUUGGAUUAUCCAGAUGAGCAGCAUUUUACGCACCUUGAGGUUUACUUUUAG